AUGGCUGGCCAGAUCAAGGCCAAGUACCCGGACAAGGACGUGACGAUCCUGGAGGCCCACAGCGAGCUCAUUUCGAGGAACAAGCUGUCCGACAACUUCUACUCAAAGCUGCACGCUGCUCUGGACGCCAUGAAGGUGAAUGUUAUCCUGGGCGAACGCCUCACGGAGCGCCUGCCUGGAAACUCUUUCGAGAAGCGCACCCUUCGCACUGACAAGGGAACGGAGAUCGAGUCUGACAUCCAGCUGCUGUGCGGCGGCUUCCACCCGGUCUCCGAUCUCGUGCAGGACAUGGAUCCAUCGCUCGUCACGGAGCAGGGAUCGAUCAAGGUGAACGAGCUCCUGCAGCUGGACGACGACAAGUACUCGAACAUUUUCGCGCUGGGCGACAGCAGCAACCACGCGACGCCCAAGAUGGAGUUUUGGGCCGCUGACCAGGGCAAGUUCCUCGCCGCGCAGCUCGCGGCCGUCGUGCAGAAGAAGCAAGACGGCUUCAAUAAGCCCUACCCGAAGGUCACGACCGAGGCGGUGAUUCUGCCAGUGGGUAGCGGAGGUGUCUCGCAGCUGCCUGUCUGGGGCGGAGUCGUGGUCGGCGACUGGGUCACGUGGAUGGUCAAGGCCAAGGACUUCAUGGCUGGCCGCACCUGGGGAAGCCUCGGCGCCACGCCCCCCAAGUAA
Messenger RNA from Phytophthora sojae, 675 nucleotides. RefSeq lists its product as hypothetical. Gene Ontology annotation, molecular function: flavin adenine dinucleotide binding; electron-transferring-flavoprotein dehydrogenase activity. The record is from RefSeq and is a predicted model, not a curated record. NCBI's taxonomy places the organism in Eukaryota, Oomycota, Peronosporomycetes, Peronosporales, Peronosporaceae. Bases 1 to 675 code for a protein of 224 amino acids. Gene Ontology annotation, cellular component: cytoplasm. The transcript has a single exon.